AUGAAUCAUAAUUCAAAAUAUUUUAACUGGUUAAUUAAAUUAAAAGUGUUAAGCAGCAUUAUUAGUGGACUCAAAGAAAUUCAUCAAAAACAGAUGGUUCAUCGUGAUUUUCAUAUAGGAAAUAUAUUAUUUAAGGAGAUACAUUUGUUUACUUCAAAUUAUAUUUCUGAUAUGGGAUUAUGUGGAGAAAUUGGUAAUAUAGAUGAAACAAACAUUUAUGGAGUUUUGCCUUACGUGGCUCCUGAAUUAUUAAGAGGAAAAUCUUAUACUCAAGCAGCAGAUAUAUAUAGUUUUGGUAUGAUCAUGUAUUUUUUAGCGACUGAAAAGCAACCUUUCUCCUAUUGUGCACAUGAUCAUCUUCUAGUAAUAGAUAUAUGUAAAGGAAUUAGACCUGAAAUAAAUGAGCUGGAAGCACCUAAAUGUUAUAUUGAUUUAAUGAAAAAAUGUUGGGAUUCAAAUCCUGUUAAUAGACCGAACGCUUCUGAAAUAGAAAAAUUCAUUAUUUCAUUUCAUAAUUCAUAUUGUAGAAAAAAACGAGAUGAUAAUGAUGAAAUUGAAGAACAAUUCAAAGAAGCAGAAAAAUAUAGAAAUACAAACAGAAUCAUCAAAUCAACCUUUCAUCCUCAAGCUAUUUAUACAUCUCGACUACUCAACUCCUUUACAAAGGAUCUUCCUGAAUAUAUUGAUGAUUAUACUCAAUGUAUUAACAAUCGUACGGAAUGUUUAGACUGUGCAAUAUAA
Messenger RNA from Rhizophagus irregularis DAOM 181602=DAOM 197198, 741 nucleotides. RefSeq lists its product as uncharacterized. NCBI's taxonomy places the organism in Eukaryota, Fungi, Glomeromycota, Glomeromycetes, Glomerales, Glomeraceae. The record is from RefSeq and is a predicted model, not a curated record.